UUACAAGCAAAAACGGAUGACAAAUACAGAAAUAAGAAAGUUAAAGCGAUCUUGUAAUGUAAAUAAACAAAAAAAAUUACAAAAGUUAUUUAAAAUUUCCCAAUGACAUAAUAAUAGAUACGUACAUUCACUAGGGCAGCUAAAAUAAAGUUUGCAGAAGUUGUAGCUGGAAAGGAAUCUAUUUUUCCCAAGUAAACACUAACGCGAACAGAUUUUGUAACACUUAAUUAUACUGUCCUUUUAAAAUUAAUUUCAGGCAAUAUUAUGGAGAAUGAGUUAAAAGCUGCUUUGAAACUCUCUAGUGUUAAGUUCCGAGGAUCGGCAACUGGUGGUUGUAUUCAUGAAGGAAAAAUCUAUGUUACAGAGAAUGGACCAAUAUUUGUUAAAAUUAGCAAAGACCCUAUGGCUCGACCAUUGUUUGAAGGUGAAAUAGCUGGUUUGAGAGCAAUACAUAACACAAAAACAGUUAGAGUGCCUACACCUAUAGAGAUUGUUGAAUUAAGCAAAGGUCUUUGUCUAGUAAUGGAAUAUGUUGACAUGAGGAGUCUUACUAAAGCCGCUAUUGAAUUGGGAGAUGAACUGGCAAAAAUGCAUCUGCACAACCGCAGUUUGAAAUCAAAUGAGGCAUCUAUUCACAAAAACACAAAUGAUGGUGUUCAGUACAUUGAUCAGUACGGUUUUCAUUGUCCUACCUACUGUGGUCGUAUUAUUCAAGAUAACACUUGGAAGGAAAAUUGGGCGGAAUUCUUUGCUCAAAAAAUCGAUAGUCAGUUGAAACUGAUUGAAUCAGAUUAUGCCGACAGAGAAGCAAGAGAACUUUGGUCUGAGUUGAGUCUCAAAGUGCCAAAUUUUUUCAAGGAUGUCGAAGUAACCCCAUCCCUUUUGCAUGGAGAUUUAUGGUCUGGCAAUGCUGCAAGCGCUCCAGAAGGCGCCAUUAUUUUCGAUCCUGCUUCAUUCUAUGGUCACGAUGAAUAUGAUCUGGCUAUAGCAAAGAUGUUUGGAGGUUUUUCUCAGGCAUUCUUCACAGCUUAUCACAAUGUUUUGCCCAAAAAGCCUAAUUUUGAAAAAAGAAUAGAACUGUACCAGCUGUUUCAUUAUCUCAAUCAUUGGAAUCAUUUUGGUACUGGUUAUAGAAGUUCUUCUAUAUCGAUAAUGAGAAGCUUGUUACAAAACUUGUAAACAUUUACAUCUAAGGGAAACUGUAAAACGAACAAGUUGAGAAUCCUGUUGGGAUCUUCGAAACAAGUUUCGUGGUCCAAAGAGCAGCAAAGUGUGAUAGAUUUGUAACUAAAAUUUGUAAAUAUACAAGAGAAUAAAGAACUAAAUUAACAAUUA
Messenger RNA from Parasteatoda tepidariorum (common house spider), 1335 nucleotides. Its product is annotated as ketosamine-3-kinase. The record is from RefSeq and is a predicted model, not a curated record. NCBI's taxonomy places the organism in Eukaryota, Metazoa, Arthropoda, Arachnida, Araneae, Theridiidae.